Messenger RNA from Cinclus cinclus, 6675 nucleotides. RefSeq names its product calcium voltage-gated channel subunit alpha1 D (gene CACNA1D). The transcript is spliced from 51 exons. Gene Ontology annotation, biological process: calcium ion import across plasma membrane. Bases 1 to 6675 code for a protein of 2224 amino acids. NCBI's taxonomy places the organism in Eukaryota, Metazoa, Chordata, Aves, Passeriformes, Cinclidae. Gene Ontology annotation, molecular function: high voltage-gated calcium channel activity. Gene Ontology annotation, cellular component: voltage-gated calcium channel complex; membrane. The record is from RefSeq and is a predicted model, not a curated record.
AUGCACCAGCAGCCCGAGCAGCACCCUGAAGAGGUGAACUAUGCAAGUAGCACCAGGAUUCCUCUCCCUGGUGACGGACCAGCUAUUCAGUCAAACAGUUCAGCACCAUCCAAGCAAACUGUUCUCUCUUGGCAAGCUGCAAUCGAUGCUGCUAGACAAGCAAAGGCUGCCCAAAACAUGAGUACCACCACAGCCCAGCCUGUAGGAUCUCUGUCCCAAAGAAAACGCCAGCAAUAUGCCAAGAGCAAAAAACAGGGUAAUACGUCCAAUAGUCGGCCACCCCGUGCCCUUUUCUGUUUAUCCCUCAACAAUCCAAUACGAAGAGCCUGCAUUAGUCUAGUAGAAUGGAAACCAUUUGACAUAUUUAUACUACUGUCUAUUUUUGCCAAUUGUGUGGCCUUAGCUGUUUACAUCCCAUUCCCAGAAGAUGAUUCUAAUUCAACUAAUCAUAAUUUGGAAAAAGUAGAAUAUGCCUUCCUGAUAAUUUUUACAGUUGAAACAUUUUUGAAGAUUAUAGCAUAUGGAUUAUUAUUGCACCCCAAUGCAUAUGUUAGAAAUGGAUGGAAUUUAUUGGAUUUUGUAAUAGUAAUAGUAGGAUUAUUUAGUGUAAUAUUGGAACAAUUAACCAAAGAAACAGACGGUGGCAGCCACUCAGGUGGCAAACCUGGUGGCUUUGAUGUCAAAGCCCUAAGAGCCUUUCGUGUACUGCGACCUCUCCGACUCGUAUCAGGAGUGCCCAGUUUACAAGUUGUCCUGAACUCCAUUAUAAAAGCCAUGGUCCCCCUCCUCCAUAUUGCCCUUUUGGUAUUGUUUGUAAUCAUAAUCUAUGCUAUUAUAGGAUUGGAACUUUUUAUUGGAAAAAUGCACAAAUCUUGUUUUCUUAUUGAUUCAGAUAUACUAGUUGAAGAUGAUCCAGCACCUUGUGCAUUCUCAGGGAACGGCCGUCAGUGUGUCAUGAAUGGCACUGAAUGUAAGGGUGGAUGGGUUGGACCAAACGGAGGCAUAACCAACUUUGAUAAUUUUGCAUUUGCAAUGCUGACUGUGUUCCAGUGUAUAACCAUGGAAGGAUGGACUGAUGUGUUGUACUGGGUAAAUGAUGCAAUAGGAUGUGAGUGGCCAUGGAUCUAUUUUGUUAGUCUUAUCAUCCUUGGCUCAUUUUUCGUACUUAACCUGGUUCUUGGUGUACUUAGUGGAGAAUUUUCCAAAGAGAGGGAAAAAGCCAAGGCCCGAGGGGACUUUCAGAAGCUACGUGAAAAACAACAGCUAGAAGAAGAUCUGAAGGGAUAUUUAGACUGGAUAACCCAGGCUGAAGACAUUGACCCCGAGAACGAUGAGGAGGCUGAUGAAGAAGGCAAGAGGAACAGGCUUACACUGGCUGACUUAAUGGAAGACAAGAAGAAAAGCAGACUUAGCUGCUUUGGCCGUUCUUCCAAUAAACAUGCGAGCAUGCCCACCAGCGAGACCGAGUCGGUGAACACGGAGAACGUCAGCGGGGAAGGGGAGAGCCCGGCGUGCUGCGGGAGUUUGUGUCAAACCAUCUCAAAAUCCAAGUUCAGUCGACGCUGGCGUCGCUGGAACCGCUUUAACAGAAGAAAAUGUAGGGCUGCAGUAAAAUCUGUCACAUUUUAUUGGCUAGUUAUUGUCUUGGUCUUUUUGAACACGUUAACUAUCUCAUCAGAACAUUACAAUCAACCUGACUGGCUGACCCAGAUCCAAGAUAUCGCAAAUAAAGUUCUUCUGGCUUUAUUCACCUGUGAAAUGUUAGUAAAGAUGUACAGCUUGGGCCUGCAGGCCUAUUUUGUUUCUCUCUUUAACCGCUUUGAUUGCUUCGUUGUUUGUGGUGGCAUUGUUGAAACCAUUUUGGUGGAGUUGGAAAUUAUGUCACCCCUUGGAAUUUCAGUGUUUCGCUGUGUUCGUCUCCUGCGUAUUUUUAAAGUAACAAGGCACUGGGCAUCCCUGAGCAACUUGGUAGCAUCCUUGUUAAACUCAAUGAAGUCCAUUGCUUCACUGUUGCUUCUGCUUUUCCUCUUCAUCAUAAUCUUCUCGUUGCUUGGAAUGCAGCUGUUUGGAGGCAAAUUUAAUUUUGAUGAAACUCAAACAAAACGGAGCACCUUCGAUAAUUUUCCACAAGCCCUUUUAACUGUAUUCCAGAUCCUAACAGGAGAAGAUUGGAAUGCUGUCAUGUAUGAUGGCAUAAUGGCAUACGGUGGUCCCUCAUCCUCAGGCAUGAUUGUCUGUAUAUAUUUCAUUAUCCUCUUCAUCUGUGGUAACUAUAUCUUGCUAAAUGUCUUUUUGGCCAUUGCUGUGGAUAACUUGGCAGAUGCUGAAAGUCUAAAUACAGCUCAGAAGGAAGAAGCUGAAGAAAAGGAAAGGAAAAAGAAUGCGAGAAAGGAGAGUCUGGAAAAUAAAAAAAGUGAGAAGUCAGAAGGUGACCAAAAGAAGCCCAAGGAUAGUAAGGUGACAAUUGGUGAAUAUGGAGAAGGAGAGGAUGAGGAUAAAGAUCCCUAUCCCCCCUGUGAUGUACCAGUAGGUGAAGAUGAAGAAGAUGAGGAGGAUGAACCAGAGGUGCCAGCAGGCCCACGUCCCCGUAGAAUAUCAGAGCUCAACAUGAAGGAGAAGAUAACACCAAUCCCUGAAGGGAGUGCCUUCUUCAUUUUCAGCAGCACCAACCCAAUUCGAGUGGGAUGCCACAGACUUAUCAAUCACCACAUCUUUACCAAUCUCAUCCUUGUCUUCAUCAUGCUGAGCAGUGUUUCCUUAGCAGCAGAAGAUCCAAUUCGCAGCCACUCUUUUCGAAAUAAUAUACUUGGUUACUUUGACUAUGCUUUCACAGCCAUCUUUACUGUUGAAAUCCUGUUAAAGAUCCUAGGGUAUGCAGAUUAUGUCUUCACUAGUAUGUUUACAUUUGAGAUCAUUUUGAAGAUGACAGCUUUUGGAGCAUUCCUUCAUAAAGGGUCCUUCUGCAGGAAUUAUUUUAAUUUGCUGGAUUUGCUGGUCGUGGGUGUUUCUCUGGUAUCAUUUGGGAUUCAAUCAAGUGCUAUCUCAGUCGUGAAGAUUCUCAGAGUUUUAAGAGUCUUGAGGCCUUUAAGGGCAAUAAACAGAGCAAAAGGACUUAAGCACGUUGUUCAAUGUGUCUUUGUAGCUAUUAGAACUAUUGGUAAUAUCAUGAUUGUUACAACUCUGCUGCAAUUCAUGUUUGCUUGUAUUGGGGUGCAGCUUUUUAAGGGAAAAUUCUACAAGUGCACUGAUGAGGCAAAACAGAACCCCGAGGAAUGCCGAGGGAUUUACAUCGUUUAUAAGGAUGGAGAUGUUGAUAGUCCCAUGGUCAAGGAGAGGGUCUGGCAAAACAGUGAUUUCAACUUUGACAAUGUUCUGUCUGCUAUGAUGGCCCUUUUCACAGUCUCCACCUUUGAAGGCUGGCCAGCGCUGCUAUACAAAGCCAUUGAUUCGAAUGGCGAGAAUGUAGGACCUGUAUACAACUACAGAGUGGAGAUCUCCAUUUUUUUCAUCAUCUAUAUCAUCAUUAUUGCUUUCUUCAUGAUGAACAUAUUUGUUGGUUUUGUGAUUGUUACAUUCCAAGAACAGGGAGAACAAGAGUACAAGAACUGUGAGCUGGACAAAAAUCAGCGUCAGUGCGUAGAGUAUGCCCUGAAGGCACGUCCUCUCCGUAGAUAUAUCCCAAAAAAUCCUUACCAGUACAAGUUCUGGUAUGUGGUGAAUUCUACUGGAUUUGAAUACAUCAUGUUUGUUCUCAUCAUGCUGAACACUCUUUGCUUGGCUAUGCAGCACUAUGGACAGUCUAAGCUAUUUAAUGACGCGAUGGAUAUUAUGAAUAUGGUUUUCACAGGCGUGUUCACUGUUGAAAUGGUUUUGAAACUGAUUGCAUUCAAACCCAAGGGCUAUUUUAGUGAUGCCUGGAAUACGUUUGACUCCCUCAUCGUUAUUGGCAGCAUAGUAGACGUCGUUCUCAGUGAAGCUGAUCACUAUUUCACUGAUGCAUGGAACACUUUUGAUGCCUUAAUUGUUGUUGGUAGCGUCGUUGAUAUUGCUAUAACAGAAGUUAAUCCAAAGCCAACUGAAACAGUCACAACUGAUGAGUCUGGGAACUCUGAGGACAGCGCUCGGAUCUCCAUCACUUUUUUCCGUCUCUUCCGUGUGAUGAGGUUGGUGAAGCUGCUGAGCAGAGGAGAAGGAAUCAGAACAUUGCUCUGGACAUUUAUCAAGUCAUUUCAGGCUCUGCCUUAUGUUGCCCUUCUGAUAGCCAUGCUGUUCUUCAUCUAUGCUGUCAUUGGAAUGCAGGUAUUUGGGAAAGUGGCCAUGAGGGACAACAAUCAAAUAAACAGAAACAACAAUUUUCAGACUUUUCCCCAGGCUGUGCUUCUUCUCUUCAGGUGUGCAACUGGAGAAGCCUGGCAGGAAAUCAUGCUGGCAUGUUUGCCUGGGAAGCGCUGUGAUCCAGAAUCUGAUUAUAAUCCUGGGGAAGAAUACACCUGUGGAAGCAAUUUUGCUAUCAUUUAUUUUAUCAGUUUUUACAUGCUCUGUGCAUUUUUGAUUAUAAACUUAUUUGUGGCUGUCAUUAUGGAUAAUUUUGAUUACUUGACACGUGACUGGUCUAUUCUUGGCCCCCAUCAUUUGGAUGAAUUCAAAAGAAUAUGGUCAGAAUAUGACCCUGAAGCAAAGGGAAGGAUAAAGCACCUUGAUGUGGUGACAUUGCUGAGACGGAUUCAGCCACCACUUGGUUUUGGCAAGUUAUGCCCUCACCGAGUGGCCUGCAAGAGGUUAGUAGCCAUGAAUAUGCCACUAAACAGUGAUGGGACCGUCAUGUUCAAUGCUACUUUAUUUGCUUUGGUUAGGACUGCUCUAAAGAUAAAAACAGAAGGUAACCUGGAGCAAGCCAAUGAAGAACUUAGAGCAGUCAUAAAAAAAAUAUGGAAGAAAACAAGCAUGAAAUUACUUGACCAAGUUGUCCCUCCUGCUGGCGAUGAUGAGGUAACCGUGGGGAAGUUCUAUGCCACCUUCCUGAUACAGGACUACUUUAGGAAAUUCAAGAAACGCAAAGAACAAGGACUGGUGGGGAAAUAUCCUGCGAAGAACACCACGAUUGCUCUGCAGGCAGGACUAAGGACACUUCAUGAUAUUGGCCCAGAAAUACGCCGAGCUAUAUCCUGUGACUUGCAAGAUGAUGAACCAGAGGAAAACAAUCCAGAGGAGGAGGAGGAAGAUGUUUAUAAAAGGAAUGGUGCCCUCUUUGGCAACCACAUAAACCACAUUAGCAGUGACAGACGAGAUUCAUUUCAGCAAAUCAACACCACACACCGUCCCUUACAUGUCCAGCGGCCUUCAAUUCCCUCUGCAAGUGAUACUGAGAAAAACAUGUAUCAUCAGGCAGGAAACUCUGUGUACCACAACCAUCAUAAUCACAACUCGGUAGGAAAGCACGUCCCAAACUCAACAAACGCCAAUCUCAAUAAUGCCAACGUGUCCAAAGUCCAUGGAAAACACACCAGUUUUGGGAAUCGUGAGCAUAGAUCUGAAAACAGUUACCGUUCACACUCCAGGACUGACCACGAGAAGCGUAGAAGGCCAAGCAGUAGGAGAGCACGCUACUAUGAAACAUAUAUCAGAUCUGACACUGGUGAUGGGCGCCGACCUACCAUUCGCCGGGAAGAACAUGAAGUCCAAGACUAUUGCAAUGAUGAUCAUUAUUUGGGAGAGCAGGACUAUUACAGUGGAGAAGAAUAUUAUGAAGAUGACAGUAUGUUGUCAGGAAACAGGCAUAGAUAUGAUUACCACUGUAGAUAUCACUGCCAUGACUCAGAUUUUGAGAGACCAAAAGGUUACCAUCACCCACAUGGUUUUUUUGAGGAAGAUGAUUCACAGAUCUGUUAUGAUACAAAAAGAUCUCCUAGGAGACGGCUGCUACCUCCAACACCACCACCACACAGACGAUCUUCCUUUAACUUCGAAUGCCUCCGCCGACAGAGUAGCCAAGACAACAUCCCACUCUCUCCUAACUUCCACCAUCGCACGGCUUUGCCACUUCACUUAAUGCAACAGCAGGUGAUGGCUGUGGCAGGUCUGGAUUCCAGCAAAGCUCAUAAACAUUCACCGAGUCGUUCAACGCGUUCCUGGGCCACCCCACCUGCCACCCCUCCCAACAGGGACCGUUCCCCCUACUACACCCCCCUGAUCCAGGUGGACAGGGCUGACUCCACAGAACACAUGAAUGGCAGCCUGCCUUCCUUGCACAGGAGCUCCUGGUACACGGAUGACCCCGACAUUUCCUACAGGACAUUCACACCAGCCAGCCUGACCAUCCCCAACGACUUCAGGCACAAACACAGUGACAAGCAGAGGAGCGCAGACAGCCUGGUGGAAGCGGUUCUUAUAUCUGAAGGCCUGGGAAGGUAUGCAAAGGACCCUAAAUUUGUUUCAGCUACAAAACAUGAGAUUGCUGAUGCAUGUGACAUGACUAUUGACGAGAUGGAGAGUGCAGCAAGUAACCUUCUCAAUGGAAAUAUCAGCAAUGGGACCAAUGGUGAUAUGUUUCCAAUUUUAAGCAGACAAGAUUAUGAACUUCAAGAUUUUGGUCCUGGCUACAGUGACGAAGAGCCAGAAAUGGGACGAUACGAAGAAGACUUAGCUGAUGAAAUGAUAUGCAUUACAAGCUUAUAG